Australozyma saopauloensis is the source of this 1452-nucleotide messenger RNA. It is a transcript of the gene CTM1, whose product is annotated as cytochrome c lysine N-methyltransferase. The transcript has a single exon. Gene Ontology annotation, biological process: peptidyl-lysine monomethylation. The record is from RefSeq and is a predicted model, not a curated record. Gene Ontology annotation, molecular function: protein binding; protein-lysine N-methyltransferase activity. Lineage: Eukaryota; Fungi; Ascomycota; Pichiomycetes; Serinales; Metschnikowiaceae. Bases 1 to 1452 code for a protein of 483 amino acids.
AUGGAUCCAAUUAACAAAUUCGUGGAGGAAAACUCCAAGCAUCUAUACUCAGGAGCCAUUGUAAAGAAGAGUCACCUUGGUGGAUUCGGCAUUUUUGCAACCACGCCGAUCAAUGAUGGAGAGAUUGUUCUUCGAGUUCCCCAAGACCGAGUCUUCGACAUUCAUACACUUCAACAAUUGCGCAAUGUAUUUGUGGAAGCAGAUACACUGGGAACUGUGAAGGAGGUGCUUCGGAUUAUUCUUCAAUUAGAUUUCGAGAUACUGGAGACAGUGAUUAUCUGGUGUUACUUGUGUGCCUUCGUCAUUAUAAGAAACGACACGAAUGUUCAAUUGAGUAAUGUUGAGUGGAUUGACUCUUAUUUAGAUGUUUUACUUAGUACUGAAACCCUCGACAUUGAUGAAUCGGUGCUGGAUUCGCUGGAUGCUCUCGUUCUUGAAGUAAAGAAUCUCAAAGCCAGUGUCCGCAAAUCGUAUGACGAAUUGGUAGGCAAGUACCCAGAUACAACGAAAUUGCUCCGAUUUGAAGAGGCAUUUCAACUCUUUCAGGCGGUCAGAUCGAGAGUGUUGGAAAUUCCCUGCGAAAUUGAGGCAAAGAACAACGAACCAGAGGUCAAGCAGAGUGAAGAUUCCGAUACCACACAUUCCGCAGACAACAUAGACGACUUCCAAACCAACAUAUCAUUGGUUCCUGUUUUGGAUUUUGCGAAUCAUUCUUUUGAAAACAAUGCAGUUUUUGAUGUCGAUAGGGCCACUAAAGAUGUCCUACUUCGUGUCAUCAAGCCCGUGAAAGAGGGUGAUGAAAUUACAAUAUGUUACAGCCCGAUAACUGAAGAUAUGUCACCACGUUUCAUGAAUCUGUUCUUCACUUCCUAUGGAUUCCUUCCAAAUAGGGGCUACUUCUCAUGGCACAUGGAGCACCUCAAUACUGUCAUGAACAAAAAGAAUCAAUCCGAAUUUAUUAACUACCAAAAGAUUGCUCAAUGGCUUCGUGUUCCUUUAGAACUCAAUCUUGAGGUACAUAGAAACGGAAACGUGACAGCCAAUCUGGGUGACUCAAUAUUUCCACUUCUCUUCAUUCCUGACCUCAAAUAUAACGCCGAUUGGCGCCUUUGCAAAGACAAAAUAUUUGAGGAGCUCAGUUCAAAAGCGGAAGGAUCAGCCGAUGAAUUCGUAAUGUGGCUCGAGGAACAAGAAUCUACUGGCGAGCCUAUCUACGGGAUUGAUGUGGCCUACGGGGUACUUUUUGAAGGUGAGCCAGUAGUGGUAGACAAUAUCUUGAGCCAAACCGGCUGUCUGUCUGACGAGGCAAUUGAUGCCCUAGAGCUGUUAGCAAUGAGAAUGAUACUGGAAAUUGUCGGCGUUACAAUCCAAUCUGUUCCAAAAGUUCUGUCUCGCAUGCUCCAGCAGUACUUUCACGAUAAGAAUGAUAUUUUGAAACGUUUUUUAAGCUAG